Molecule: messenger RNA, 1788 nt
Organism: Symbiodinium natans
Lineage: Eukaryota; Dinophyceae; Suessiales; Symbiodiniaceae
Source: the annotation of a GenBank genome assembly
AUGCAGUUUGAGAAAAUCGACCUGAGAGGCAAUCACAAGCCAGGACCGGGUCGAGAAGGAUGGGAGCUGAGUGAGCACGCGAUUGAAUCCCUUGUUUUGUCGGUCGAGAAUAUCACUCACCUUGACUUACGGGGAAACCGGCUGAACGCGGCGUUUGGCUGGAAGCUCAUCAAGGCCAUGAAAAAGAAAUAUCUGAAUCUCGAAUUCUGCAAUGGGAUUCCCCUGCGGGCACUGCGCAUGAAUUCUAUCCAGGUCUUGGAUCUGUCACCACGUGCAAGCCAUGUGGGAAUGCCAUGGACAGAAGACUCAAAAGAAGCGGCCAUCGAGUUUGCGAACCGAGGGAUGUAUGGCAUCGAAGUUGUCGGUGCAAUAUUUUUAGCACAUUUCCUGCGCCUGAACACAUCGCUCAUCAGCUUCAACUUCAGGUUGAAUCAUGUCGAGAAGGAUGGUGCCAAGGCUCUGGCCCAGAGCUUGCUUGGCAACGCACAGACCCUUCUACAAACUGUAAAUACAAUGGGCCCCACCAAAAUGAAGCCCGGGAUCAACUUUUCUCACUUCAAGACCGGCCAGUUGACCACAGUGGACUUGUCGAAGCGAGGCAUGGAUGACGAUGACUUUGUUUUCCUAGAGGAGUGGCUGCGUCGCUACGAUUGUGUCACUGAGCUGAACAUCUCUUGGAAUUUCAUGUCGCGUGACGGCAUUCGAAAGUUGACCCGCCACAUCAAGGAGACGACGAGGUUGACCAAGCUCAACUGCGUGGGCCUUCCGGUCACGCUGGAGGGGUCAUCACUGCUUGCGCGGGCAGUGAUCGAAAAUCACACGCUUGUCCAAGUGGCGCUGCCCCUGGGACACUGCCACGAUACUCCGGAGCGUCAGCAGAUGCUGCAACAGCUGGGAGUUGGCCUGGCUAGCCACCCGUCCUUGCAGAGCUUCGCAUGCACCCGCACCCCGAACUUGGAGUACGCAUCUUUGCAGGAUGCCAAAGAGAACAAGGUCCGAGCAUUCCCUCCGGAACGGAGUGGUGGAUGGCCUCGGGCGCAGAUGGCAGUCUACAUGUGGCUGCUAUCUGCCAGCAAAGCAGAGCUGGAGAGGUUUGCCUUGGGGCCCAGUGCCAAACCGAAAGUGGAGUAUCCAAGAGAAGCGUGCCAAGGCGCAAGUCCGGAUCUGAUUCCAGCGAGUCUGGGUCUGAUGCACAGUGCCGGGCACAUGCUUCGUCAGGUAUCGAUUGCACUACCUCUAGGGUAUGGCCUGCGGUCGAUGGAGCUUCUUCGGGUCUUAACAGUCUGCACGUCCUUGGCCAGCUUGAAAAUAUUGGGUUUCGCUUCAGCUGUCCUGAAGGAUUCGCAACUGCCGCCUGAAUGGACUUCUGUUGGCAGCGCGCCUCGCUGGCUUGUUGACGACAGGCUACAGCGUAAGAGGAUCCACUGGCAAGCUCUCCAUGGCCUGCUGUCGGCCCUCCCUCACUUAGAGCAGUUCAAUGACUUGGCGCUGGGCGGGCCGAACAUGAGAGAGUCGCCAGAGCUAACCUGCCUUCUCUUGAUGCAAUGUUUGGAAGGUGUGGCCACUGAAUUAACAGAUGGUGGUGGAAGUGGAGAAGCUUUGCUGAAGGCAAGUCUUCAAGCUGAAGCCGAUGUUGAUGCCUUUUGUGACGUUCUACGGAUCUUGAGUCGAACUCCCCUUCUCAUCGAUCUGAACUUUUCUGACAGACGUGCAGAGACAGUCAAGGCGCAGCAGGCUCGCCUGGGACCGCAUCUGUCCACGCACGCUGAAGGCAAGUACCUCGAUUGA